AACAGCAAAAGAAGACUCAACAGUCGCCAAUUCAUAUCAAAUUAAAGCCAGACAAGCUGGCAAGGUUAAGUUAAAGCAAGACAAGCUGACAAAAUAUUCAGAAGCCCCGGCCCCCUGGCCGGGUAAAGAUACACAAAUACACGGCACGCAAGCCGGAUCAAGUUUGAAUAUAGAAAAGCUUAAACUGUUAGAGGGACCUCGCCUUCAGCAGCCGCCUUCUCUUGCUGAGGAGGGGACACUUGAUUGCUCUGCCACCCUCGUUGGUCUUCCCGCCGAUCAACCACAGUCAUCUGCGUUUCACCGUCGUCUUCUUUUCUCAACAACAUUGACUCCAACGCCGCUUCAUGGCGGUAACAAAAAGACAUCCUAAUAGCAAAGAGUGUAAAAUUAGGGCCAUAUUAACCCUUAGGGAAAGAAUCUUAUUCGCAGUGGCAACUUCAUCUCAACAACACGGUGUUAGGAACUUCGAACAGUUAGAGGAAGACGUUGAUUUCAUGGCUGUGAUCAUGUGAUGUAAAAAGGGAGGAAGACAGGAUUAUAUUUACAUAUUAAUCCCCAAUUUCAUUGCGGAAUUUACCAAAAUACCCUUAAAUUAAUAAAUUGUAUAUCAGGCUGAUAUUUCCUCUUUCUCGAGGUUUCUGGCGCUGCUUGGCUUCUGCUUUGCUAACACUAUCGGCCUUUGGAGUCGGCUUGCCAGAAAGGAAACUUGCUGUAAUUACUCUCUUCAACGUUAAUGUUAUGUCUCUCACUCAACUUGAUGACGAUAUUGUGCGCACCAUGUUCAUUGGCGCCGUCUUCUCAGACUUUGGUGGAAAGAUAAACUCAAUCGAUUUCCAUCGAACAAGUGAUCUGUUGGUUACUGCAAGUGAUGAUGAUUCAGUUCGACUUUAUGACAUUGUUAGUGCCAAACUUCUGAAGACCACAUAUCAUAAAAAACAUGGUGCUGAUUGUAUAUGCUUCACCCACCACCCUAGCUCGGUGAUUUGUUCCUCCAAGUAUAACCUUGAUUCAACAGGAGAAUCCCUACGAUAUCUUUCCAUGUAUGAUAAUCGCUGUCUUCGUUAUUUUAAAGGCCAUAAAGAAAGAAUUGUUUCCUUGUGCAUGUCACCAAUCAAUGAUAGCUUUAUGUCUGGUUCCCUUGACCACAGUGUAAGAAUAUGGGAUCUUCGAGUAAAUUCCUGCCAGGGGAUUUUACGGUUGCGGGGAAGACCAGCUGUUGCAUAUGAUCAGCAAGGACUUGUUUUUGCAGUUGCAAUGGAAGGGGGUGCUGUUAAAUUGUUUGAUUCGCGCUCCUAUGAUAAGGGUCCUUUUGAUACCUUUCUAGUCGGUGGAGAUACUGCGGAAGUCUGUGACAUAAAAUUUAGUAAUGAUGGAAAAUCUAUGCUCUUGACAACCACAAACAAUAAUGUGUAUGUCCUUGAUGCAUAUGCUGGGGAAAAGCGCUGUGGAUUCAGCUUAGAGCCUUCACAUAACACAACGAUAGAAGCAACAUUCACUCCUGAUGGACAAUACGUUGUUGCAGGUUCAGGUGAUGGAAGCUUGCAUGCUUGGGAUAUUAAAUCAAGGAGUGAGAUUGGACGUUGGAGUAGUCACAUCGGUGUUGCAUCCUGUUUGAAGUGGGCACCGCGAAGGGUGAUGUUUGUGGCAGCUUCGAGUGUUCUUACUUUCUGGAUACCUAACCAUGGAAAAAUCACUGGCGAAUCUAACGCCAAGGAUGCUGAUGCUGCAACUAAACUGGAGUGACAGCAUUCUGACAGCAUGAUCACAUUAAUAUAUGCAUCAGGCAAUCCAGUGCAUUACAAUAGAUAUAUGCGUGGCCAACAUGACUGAUAUUAACUUAGGAAGAAGACAAGAGUUACUGGUUAUGUAGCAAUCAGUUUACAUUAUUUGACCAUUUGAAGUUCGACUUAACAGUGCAUUUUAGCAUGUGAAAUUCGACAGUGCCUAUAUAAAAUCAUUACCCUUUUUUUUUUUC
Messenger RNA from Chenopodium quinoa (quinoa), 1975 nucleotides. RefSeq names its product protein ANTHESIS POMOTING FACTOR 1-like. NCBI's taxonomy places the organism in Eukaryota, Viridiplantae, Streptophyta, Magnoliopsida, Caryophyllales, Amaranthaceae. Gene Ontology annotation, cellular component: Set1C/COMPASS complex. The transcript has 10 exons. Gene Ontology annotation, molecular function: chromatin binding; protein binding. The coding region runs from base 739 to 1743 and encodes 334 amino acids. The record is from RefSeq and is a predicted model, not a curated record.